UUUUUUUCUUUUUUCCAGAGUGAGGAACGAGAGUCGGUUUCUGGGAACCCAGAAGGACCUGCUGUGAAACGAAAGAUAGCAUCGUCAGGAUCUGAAGUGAAGCAAAGGAGAAAAUCACCAAGUAACAGCUUAAAACGUCCGCAACCCACAUCUGACAGAUCUGAUGAAAAUUUUGCGGGACCUGCUAUGAAGCAAAAGAGAGAAUCGCCAGGUAGCAGUGCAAAACGCCCUAAACUAACGCGACCUGCUGUGAAGCGAAAGAGAGUAUCGUCAAGUAGCAGUGCAAAACCUCCUAAACUCACACGAUCUGAAGUGAAGCAAAGGAGAGAUUCACCAUGUACUAGCUUAAAACGUCCGCAACCCACAUCUGACAGACCUGAAACUUUUGCGGGACCUGCUGUGAAGCGAAAGAGAAAAUUGCCAGGUAGCAGUGUAAAACUACCUAUACUCACACUUACAGUUAAAGAAGGCGCACCGGAAAACGACGACGAAAUUGCGAAUAAGGAAAGCUCUUUCAAAGAAGGCAAACCUAAUGACCUUGCACUUAAUGAGCUGGCAAGCAAGAUUGCUGCAAAGUGGCAGACGCUGGGACUUCACCUUCUCAUUAGUCAGGAUACACUGGACGAAAUAGAUGCUAAUGAAAAAGAUAAACCAUAUCGAAUGUUACUUCGCUGGAAAGGUACAACAGCUUCGACUACACUUUAUCAGGACCUCUACAACGCUUUGUGUCAUGAUAAAGUUGGACUUAACAACGUGGCCAAAGAAUUUUGCUGUAGGAAAACAACAUGACGCAUUUUACUACAGUGCGACUACUUGAAGUAGAAGGCACACCCAAAGAUGUUAUUCUAGAAGUAGAGACACAGAAAAUUCCUGGGCAUUGGAAGAAACUUGGGCGUUGGUUGUUGGAAAAUGGCGAGAACGCGUCAGAUGCAAUUGAUAAAGUGAACGGAAAAUACUCUGAGAAAACUUACAAAAUGUUGUUGAGAUGGAAAGAAACUGAAGGCUCAGGUGCAACGUCUUUCUUAAGUGAUUCCUUGUUUCAUCAUUAACUGAGUAAAUCGUCAAGGCCUAGUAGAAAAAUUCUGUUUAUAGGACCACGACUUACGAAUCCAUUGGAUUUAGAUUAUUUCUCACGUAUGUAUUCAGAAAGUCCUUGAAAAUUGUCUCGUUCGAUUAACUUGAGUAACUCAGAAAUUCUAUAGAAGUUACAAAAACGUGGCUUUAUCCUAUGUCCAGGGCUCCACUCUAACGGUAGCCAACAUGAGACUAAUAAUUCAAUUUUGACCAGUUGGCUUUGUAUUUUUACUAAUAGUUAUAUCAAGUGAAAAACUGUUAUUAUAACUGUGUUGGGAAUGCAACAUGAGAACAAAAUGCUAUAAGAAUGCUAGUGAACUCGAGAACAGAAAGCCGAAAGAAAAUUACAACAAGUAGAUAUUUCAAGUUUAUACGAUUUUGAUAAUCUCUUUCCUUUCCUAACAGUUUAAUUACGAGUUUCAAUUCCAGGUCUAGUGUUCUCGUGAGCUCUAAUAAAACAUACAACAUAAGUUUGGCUCAGGAACGAAAAAACAACACAACAAAUUAAAGCUGACAAGUAAAAAGUAUAUUGACUAGCAAAAUCUGGCAUGUCAUAAGUGAGUAGUGAGUAAUCUAGUAAAAGUUAUUCGCAGGCCGUUAACCUACGCUUACCACUAUCUGUUCUUUUAUAGAUAGUGAGUAGCCUAGCAGCGUGCGGUUGUUAACGAAA
Orbicella faveolata is the source of this 1744-nucleotide messenger RNA. RefSeq lists its product as uncharacterized. Gene Ontology annotation, molecular function: protein binding. Gene Ontology annotation, biological process: signal transduction. Lineage: Eukaryota; Metazoa; Cnidaria; Anthozoa; Scleractinia; Merulinidae. The record is from RefSeq and is a predicted model, not a curated record.